This is a messenger RNA of Aspergillus affinis, 429 nucleotides long. Its product is annotated as Transposase. The transcript has 2 exons. Bases 1 to 429 code for a protein of 142 amino acids. NCBI's taxonomy places the organism in Eukaryota, Fungi, Ascomycota, Eurotiomycetes, Eurotiales, Aspergillaceae. The record is from RefSeq and is a predicted model, not a curated record. Gene Ontology annotation, molecular function: nucleic acid binding.
AUGGCCAAUAUUCUUCUUCAAGGCGAGAAAUCAACUCAAUACAAGCCCAUAGACAAGAACUGGGUGACCUUGUUUGUUAAGCGGCGCCCUGAGAUCGAAGCUCGCUUUAAGACCCGAAUGCAGUACGGCAUUCUUGAUGAAGAUAUCUUUAAUUUUGAUGAAACCGGCUUCGCAAUGGGCGUAAUCGCUACUACCAAGGUGGUCACGAGGUCAAAUAUGCCUGGAAAACCUCAUCUUAUUCAGCCAGGCAACCGCGAAUGGACGACGAUUGAAUGCAUCAAUUCAAGCGGUUGGUCAAUCCCUACCUGCGUCAUCUUCAAAGGAAAGCUCCAUAUAGAGGAUUCGUAUGAAGAAUGCAGUAUUCCAGGCGAUUGGAAGAUUAAAGUUAGUGCCAACGGCUGGACUACCGAUGAAAUAAGCCUUGAAUGA